Molecule: messenger RNA, 10279 nt
Organism: Betta splendens (Siamese fighting fish)
Lineage: Eukaryota; Metazoa; Chordata; Actinopteri; Anabantiformes; Osphronemidae
Gene: nlgn3a
Product: neuroligin 3a
Exons: 5
Coding region: 3357-5309 (650 amino acids)
Biological process (GO): modulation of chemical synaptic transmission; synaptic vesicle endocytosis; presynaptic membrane assembly
Cellular component (GO): cell surface; synapse; postsynaptic specialization membrane
Molecular function (GO): neurexin family protein binding; signaling receptor activity
Source: RefSeq, a predicted model, not a curated record
AUAUGUCAAGUGUUGUGUAGGACACUGUGGAUUCUGACAUUCUCCAGCUACAGUAGAUGCUGUACACAUCCAGGCAUCGAAGGUCCACUGGCUUGAAAUAGCAACAGCUAUUUUUCGUGGCCCUCCUGUCUUCUGAGACCGAAAAUAGAAAAUUUUGUUACUGCGCGUUCCUCCACUCCGGCUCCUUUUCCCCCCCUCCAAGGCCCAGGCCCACACAGCGCUGGCUGAUUUGAUUCAGUUAAACAGGAAUAUUGAGCAGGUAUCCGGUGACAUUCAGAAUGCCGCCGCUGAUUCGUACAAUGGCACUCGCCGCGGUACAAGUCGGUGUAAUUACAGCGGCUGUUUCGCGAGGAGCCUUUCCAGAUAAACUCUGUGGCGUUUCUGAAAUGUGAACAUGGCCAGUAAUGGACUUGUCAUGAGUGAAGUGUGACGCUUGGCCUGACAAGAGCACUACAGUAGGGUGCAUGUCAUGUCCUGCCACGUCAGGACAUUGUCACCCCCCCACCCCACCCCCACCGCAGCCCUCGUUGAUAGUCGCUGACAGCCACCAUGUUCCACCGAGUGUUGACACAGUGAGUGCGGCCGACACUUAUCUCCGCUCGCCUUUGUCCUGUCCCGCUCCGGAGUGUCACGGCCGGUUCCGGGGGCGCUCAACGUCGGGCCCGUGACGGUCCUGUUCCUCCCGGUGGGUCUCAGCGUGACAGAGAUGAGUGGCGUCUCCCAAUAAGCCGCGAUGCAUCUCCUGUGGAAGGUUGUGCUCCUCAGGUCAACCUGCUAAAUGCCACACUGUGCAUCUUCUGGUGGGACUAUUCCCAGCAGCUCUUUAGCCAGAGUGAGUGAAAAUUGCUUAUUUACUUCUAAAUCUUCACUUUAUUUUCCCCCCUCUCUAAUACAAUUAUUUGCCGUUGCAGAAUAUGUAACAGCAGUGUAUGAGUGUAUGUCGCUGUAUAGUAAAUGCUGCAUGAUCUCACUUGUCUGGGUGAGAGAGCUGUGCGAGAAAAUGAUGUGUUAGUGUGCAUAAAUUGUUUCUGUUCAGCUCACUCUUCACUGCACAUCAGCUUUCAUCUACAUUUUUAUCAUGCGCAGUUUCUGUUCAUCUCCGAAACAUCAAAACACGAGUUUAUUUGUCUUUUUUUGUUCUCCCCACUCACUGUGCAUGGAGUUCGAUUGCAAAUAUACUGUGUGUGUGCAUUAAUAAACAUAUUUCUGUUUCUCUCCCAGCACAGAGCGCUGUGCUACAUUUUGAUGCUGUGUGUAUGUAACAAUGUGCUCGCCUCAGAGAAGCAGUGAAUCACAAAGCAGCUUUUCGAGGUCGCCACUUAGUCACCUGUUUCACCAGAUUAGGCCGCCGUCCACGGCAACCAAUGAGCUUUGAGCUGAUUGGUUAAGAGGAGCUGCCUACCUCAUUACCUUCAAGUGAGGCCGUCGUGCAGCCCAGAUGUGGAUGCAUCCAGAGUGGAUUACGGCUUUUUUUUGUCGCUGCGAAUUCCAGUCGAGAUCUUUUACAUGUCUAUUAUUUUCACAUCAGUGUCAGUGAGAGCAGUGUUUCGCAUCUAUGUGGCACCUCCCACAUCAGAUGAAGUCAAUAAAUAGAUUAGAACAAGUGCAGCUUCAGUGUCUUAUAUCGCUUCCCAAAAGGAUUUAACAGUUGUCAUGGAGACAUGAUGUGAAUCAACAAAAGAGGUGACUGAUAACAUUGACAUGACUAAUCUCUUUUUCUUAUUUCUGCCCCCUGUUCCUUCUCCCUCUUUACCAUUCUCUUUGUAUCUGUGGCCCAUUUGUUUGAAUAGCUUGUGUAGGAUCUCGUUUGGCGGUUGUUUCUCCCUCUCUCUCUCUCUCCCCCCCUCCCUCCCUCCCUCCCUCUCUCACUGUACCUUUCAUGCUUCCUCGCCCCAUGCAUCCCCUCCUUCUCUCGUCUACGAUGCGUGUGUGCAACAGAGAGGUGUCAGCUGCGAAUCACAUUUCACUGUGUAGCCUUCUCAGAUACCAGCCGGAUAGAGAAAAGCCGUAAAUAAGAGCACGCCGUGUGCAGCUUAUUAAUUGCUUUUAAAUGUAACGGGGCCAUGACUAACCAGAGGAAUUACAGCUUACAGAGAAGCGAACUGUGGAUGGAGGCAGAGCGGUGCUGUAGGGCUGCGGGAGAGGCAUACUUCCACCAAAUGCAAUUAAGCGUUGAGCAUCCUAAUGCGGUGGGCACGGACGCGAGCGGCGCCUUCAGAUGGAUGCAGAUCGGGCUGUGCAGGAUGCGGUCUGCGAUUAGCUGUUCUUCAGGAUUUUAAAUUUUGGCUCUCAGUCACCAUAGCAACCAGAACACAAUGCCACCCUUUUGAAUUUGAGCCCAUUCUUUUUUCCUUGUUUCUUUUUAUGUCUUGUUUUUUUUUUAUGUAUUUUGUUCCUGUCUUUCUGUUUCAUUAUUUCCCUUUCUUUCUGCCUCGCCUCCUUCCUUUCUUCCGGCCUCCGUCUUUGUGUCGCUCCCCUUUUUUGUCGCUUUCCUCCUCACUCUUUGCCCUCCCACCCUCUCUUAUUCUCACCACUCUCAGGGCUUAGCGGGGGGAAGAAGAAGAAGAAGAGGAGAAAAAAAAAAAAAAAAAAAAAGGAGAGGCAGGGAGUUGGACCGAGAUGGAGGGAAGGCGGGAGAGAGGCAGGGAGAGACAGGGGAGAGUCUGUGAGUGAAAGUGAUACAAAGCGAGGGAGGGGAAGGCGAGAAGCUACAGAGAACGCGGGGGGAGCAGGAGUGAAAAUGAGAGAGAGUUUCUUGUCCUGUCUCCCAGCUCGCGCUCGCCAGUCAGUAAUUCAGUCUAUUCCUCAGACAGAGGCUUUUUUCUUCCCUCUACCUCUGGAUGGGCUUUAUCUGGCUGGAGUGUCGCUCCAGCUGGGUAUUAAGCCCUAGUUUGGGAAUAAAAUAAACAUUUCCACCAAAACCGCAGCGCAAAUUUAACUGCCCGCGAUGCCAAGAAGAACUAUGCAAAUAAAUUGCCGCGCAGAGAUAGGCCCGUGUAAAAAAGACGCACGUGGCGGCGUUGUGUAAUUAGCUGGUGCGUUUUCCCUAUCACUGUCAGGCCAGAUUAGCCUCCUCCCUGGUUAGGAGAUGUGUCAGAGUACCUCUCUCUUUAUUCUCCCUAAUGGCUUCCCGCGUGUCUAUAUUGGGAACUGGGUCUGCUUCCUGCAAGGCGACACAUAACCAAACAGAACCAUCACGGUUUUAUGGGAGCGAGCGACAAGUUCGGAAACUCUAGACUUUCUUCCCUAAAGAGCAGAUGUGAUAGAUUACGAUUACAGAACCGAACCCCUGCAGCUGGUAUCUGGGAGGUGAUCGUCAGUUUGUCUACAUACGAGACACCGGUGCCAAGCCCGUGAUGGUCUACAUCCACGGAGGGUCCUACAUGGAGGGGACGGGCAACAUGAUCGAUGGGAGCGUCCUGGCCAGCUACGGGAAUGUCAUCGUAAUCACUCUCAACUACCGCGUGGGCGUCCUGGGCUUCCUCAGCACCGGCGACCAGGCAGCCAAGGGCAACUACGGACUCCUGGACCAGAUCCAGGCCCUGAGGUGGAUCAGCGAGAACAUCGGCUUCUUCGGAGGAGACUCCAACCGCAUCACUGUGUUCGGUUCUGGGAUCGGAGCCUCCUGCGUCAGCCUGCUGACUCUGUCCCACCACUCCGAAGGGCUGUUCCACAGAGCCAUCAUUCAGAGCGGGUCGGCGCUGUCCAGCUGGGCCGUGAACUACCAGCCCGUCAAGUACACGCGUGUCCUGGCGGAGAAGGUGGGCUGCAACGUCCUGGACACGUCGGACAUGGUGGACUGCCUGAGGAAGAAGAGCUCCAGGGAGCUGGUGGAGCAGGACAUCCAACCAGCCAGGUACCACGUGGCCUUUGGACCUGUAAUCGAUGGUGAUGUAAUCCCCGACGACCCCGAGAUCUUAAUGGAGCAGGGCGAGUUCCUCAACUACGACAUCAUGCUGGGGGUCAACCAGGGCGAGGGGCUGCGGUUUGUGGAGAACGUGGUGGAUUCCGAGGACGGCGUGUCGGGAAACGACUUUGACUUCUCCGUGUCUGACUUUGUGGACAGUCUGUACGGCUACCCGGAGGGCAAGGACACGCUGCGGGAGACCAUCAAGUUCAUGUACACGGACUGGGCUGACAGGGACAACCCGGAGACCCGGCGCAAGACGCUGGUGGCCCUGUUCACCGAUCACCAGUGGGUGGAGCCUUCGGUGGUGACGGCCGACCUGCACGCCCGCUACGGCUCGCCCACGUACUUCUACGCCUUCUACCACCACUGCCAGAGCCUGAUGAAGCCCGCCUGGUCGGACGCCGCCCACGGGGACGAGGUGCCCUAUGUGUUUGGGAUUCCCAUGAUCGGCCCCACUGACCUUUUCCCCUGUAACUUCUCAAAGAACGAUGUCAUGCUCAGCGCCGUGGUGAUGACCUACUGGACCAACUUUGCCAAGACUGGGGACCCGAACAAGCCAGUCCCCCAAGACACCAAGUUCAUCCACACCAAGGCCAACCGCUUCGAAGAGGUGGCCUGGUCCAAGUACAACCCCCAGGACCAGCUGUACCUGCACAUCGGCCUCAAGCCACGCGUGCGCGACCACUACCGCGCCACCAAGGUGGCCUUCUGGAAGCACCUGGUGCCCCACCUGUACAACCUCCACGACAUGUUCCACUACACCUCCACCACCACCAAAGUGCCCCCGCCGGAGACCACCCAGAACGCCCGGUCCACCAAGGGGCCCAACGGGAAGACCUGGCCGUUCAACACCAAGCGGCCGCCCAUGUCCCCGGCCUACAACAGCGAGGACAAGGACUCCUGGGGGGAGGAGGAGGAGACGGGGCCCCUGGUGGUGGAGAACCCGCGGGACUACUCCACCGAGCUCAGCGUCACCAUCGCCGUGGGCGCCUCGCUGCUCUUCCUCAACGUGCUGGCCUUCGCCGCCCUGUACUACCGCAAGGACAAGCGGCGGCAGGACUCGGGCCACGGGCCGCCCAGCCCCCAGCGCCAGACCACCCCCAACGACAUUGGCCACCACGCGCCCGAGGAGGAGAUCAUGUCGCUGCAGAUGAAUCAGACGCACCACGAGUGCGAGGCGGGGAACAGCAGCGAGGGCGCGCUGCGCCUGGCCUCGCUGCCCGACUACACGCUCACGCUGAGGCGCUCGCCCGACGACAUCCCCCUCAUGACCCCCAACACCAUCACCAUGAUCCCCAACUCCCUGGUGGGCAUGCCCAACCUGCACCCCUACAACACUUUCACCACCGGCUUCAACUCCACUGGGCUGCCGCACUCCCACUCAACCACCCGCGUAUAGCUUUAAGAAGGCCAGGGGCAGCUGGAGCGGGCGGGGGGAGGGGGGAGCGGGAGGAUGAACGAACGGAGGAGUGGAUUGUGUUUUAUAAAUAUCACAGGGGGGGGGCAGGAGGGGAAGGGCAGGAGUCGGAUUAAAACGUGAAGAGAUUUAACUAGACUUUUACUACGAGGAGAGUUGCUGAGAGCUCUCUCCGGAUGUCAAGUUGUGCAGAGCUGCCAAAAUCAAACUGCUUCCCUUCUCCUGAUCAGAGGAGGGGGGGUUUUCUGCAGUGUUCUUUUCUAAAGUAAUCAUUUUAAAAGCCUUUUUAAGCAGACUGAGGAGAUAUCAACACUUUUUUUCUUGAAUUCAUAACAAAAACAAAGAAAAGUGCUUUUUAUUUCCCAUCCCUUCCUCCUGUGGGAGACACAUCUAAAACAAUGGCCUCUACGUCGGUAUUCGCGAAAUGUUUUUAAUUGCUUCUUUGUUUGGUUUUACGUUUCAAUGCCUUACGAAGCUCGUUCUUUUCUGUCGUUAUUUCUAUUCCCUGAGACUAUUCCAAGUGGAGCGUGUUACAAGCAGAUGAGACUCAAAGAUGAGAGACUGAAUCCAGGAUGGGAAUAAAGAGGAUAUGCAGAUGUAGAGAUUUUAAAACCCAUUUUUGGGCAACUAAUAUUUUUUUUUCUUUUCUGUUGCUUCUCAACACAACAGCCACACAAAUUGUGUUCUCUCGCUCUCUUUUUUUUAGCUCAUAUAGAAAUGAUUUGCGUGGGACAGCUCUUGCCAGAGGAUGCGACGGCAGAGAUAAAUACUAUGUUACUGUGAUUGUUUUGUUAAGAAAAAAAGUGCAUCUUUUACAGCCAGUUUAUCUGUUAAGCUAUCUGAUAUUAUCCCCACAGAGUGUGCACGUGCACAUGCUGCUUAGAGCACCUUUGUGGUUGUGUGCAUGGGAAAAUGAGUUCUCCUUCCGUUUUGCGUGCGCGCGGCGAAGAUGAAGGAGGAGACGCGUUGUCGGAACUUGAGAGCGACUCUGUGUGUGUGUGUGUGUGUGUGUGUGUGUGUGUGUGUGUGUGUGUGUGUGUGUGUGUGUGUGUGUGUGUGUGUGUGUGUGUGUGUGUGUGAGAGAGAGAGAGAGAGAGAGAAAGAGAGAGAGAGAGAGUCAGAGAGGGGAAGGUAGAGAAAGCAUGUGUGUGUGUGUCCGUGCACCUGGUUUUUUUUUUGGUUUUUUUGUUUUUUUAUUUUAGUAGGUUGUAUAAUGUGGUUUUUCUGGGGGGGGCCGGGACUUUCUCAUGUCGUUGAUUUCGGGUUCACCACCACUAGUGUUUCUGCUGCGUCUCUCUGCGUGUCUGUCUUUGCGAAAUAGCACUCAUGUUAUUUUCAAAGUUAUAUAUGUCUAAUUUUUUGCUUAAAGAUUACGAGAUAAAUCUAUUAUUUUACGUGUACAAGAAAAAAAAAUAGAUAAACAUUCAGACGAACUAACUGACAUGGUGACGUUGACAGCAGACAGUGGCCUGUUUGCACUGAAUAAACCUACAUCAGUGCACACUUGUAUUUCUUUGAAUAUAUAUAUAAAUAUGGGCAUACAUACAUAUAUGUAUAGGGCUUCUAUGAAGAUAUCCCUUCCACUUACAAAACAAUAAAAACACAGUUCAGACUGAAAAGCACCAACAUAAAUAAGUUCAAUGUAUUGCUGUUGUCAUUUGAAACAUCUUGGUGUCUUUGUAAGAGCUCUAUAUGUAUAUUUAUGUAUAAAAUAUUUAAUAUUUAUUUAUGUAUACCAGAUGCAUACAUGCUGAUUGUGCCAUGUGCCAAAUUAAAACUGUAAAAAAUGAAGAAUAUAAAGUUUCACUAAACUUUCUUUUCUCUCUUGAUCAAAGUUCUUUUCUUCUUAUUCUUUCCAUUUUGAAUCAGUUAACACAGGACUAUUCUUGCAGCAACUGCAAGUCUCCCCCCAGGACUUCCUCUCUACCUCCCCUCUUUCUCUCGUCUCUCCACCCUUUCCUCCUUCUCUGUUACCGAAACCUUUGAGAAAAACAGGCUAACAGCUUGGGGCCUAUCUGUGUGCAUAACUCCGCAUCUUACUGUAAUUCAUGCAAAGUAGAGCUGCAGCAAUGGGAGAUUGUGGAAAGAUUGCCUUGAUGUGCUCACAUUGCAUCCCAUUAUAUGUUGUUCUCGGGGAGAAAGCGGGAGUUAUUGAUUCUGUGAGUAAAACUGACAAUUUUCAUCAAGUGUCGUGGCGUAGCGCAAAUUGUGUCCCACGUUACAGCCAAGUUCAGUAAUGUGACAGAACCGGAGGUUCUAGAUCAGCGCUUCGUGCACGCAUGCUAGGACGUCCACGUUUUUAUGAAGUAUUCCAUUACUGCCUCCACUGGUAUUUAAUGAUUAGAGAUGUAGCAGAGCGAGAAGCACAGUCUGGUCAGCUCAUCACCAAUCCUGCCAGUGGCAGAAUGAGAGAAGGGGUUAUUUAAGGGAAAUUGCUUGGAGACUGAUCUAUAUGAGUCAUCUUAUUUUUGUAUCCUGUCUUAUAUGAGUCUCACCUCCUAAUAAGCCUCCGACUCUAACUGAGCUGCAGCCAGUGAAGGAAAACGCAUCGGGCUUCUAUGGGGCUGCCUCAUACAUGCAGAAACGUUAAUAUGGCCUCUGUGCUCGUGCUUCUCUGAGGUGUGGACUGUGCAAACCCUCACGAAUGUGUCACCAGCAAUAAUAUCAGCAGCAGAUCGAGGUGUGCGUCGCAUUUUGAUGAGCAGUCUUUUAAAUCUCUUGUUUCAUUGGGACGCGGCCUCAAAACGCUGAUCUGUCCAAAUAAUGUUAGGACACAUUUUUGCCUCACCGACCGUGGCGUAAUAACCAUGAAGUAAGUUUGGGCUUUUAUUUUACAAGUUUUUUUUUUUCUUUUGCCAAUAACAUAGAAGUGAAUCCAAUUUGACUUGCUGUGGUAACGGCACUGAAAUGUGACAUUAGAAAAUGUCAUAUCAAAUUCCAUGAAAGAAAAAUGCUGUUAUUUCCAACAAUCCACAGAGCACAUUCAGCUCGACCGUAUAGCUUUGUGUAGUCUUGGUGGAAUUUUGUUUUGAGAAAAACAUUGUAGUUUGUGAAUUCCUUAAAUUUGCCACAAUCACUUUUUAUAUAAUAAAAAAAAUCUGUUGACUGAAGUGAUGUGGAAGGAGACCGUGUGAUUCAGUGCUGCAGACUUUUAGGGCGUCGUUUCUAUACUUUAAUGCUUCAGUUCACGUUUACUGGUCUCAUUAGAUACAUAUUUUUAGCAGAAAUUAAAUAAAAGCCACUUCAUACUACCUGUUUAACAUCAGAUUAUGGAGAAUGUACUGGAGCAAAGAGAAGCCAGCAUUGGACAAAAAUACAUAACUUUUGUUGUUUUGUUUGUUUGCUUCUUUGUUUUUUUUUCCUGCUUGUCUGUAAUUUGGGUGAACUGACCCUUUAAGACAGGAUGUCAACUAAUCAAAGUGUCCUCAUCUGAUCCAUGUGCGGCGGUGGGAGGUCAGUUUCCACUGGUGCGUGCACACACACACACACACACACACACACACACACACACACACACACACACACACACACACACACACACAGUGGAACAGGCUAAAAUAGAGUGGCGUAGCUGAGAGCAAACUAUCAAAGGGAAGAAAUGUCAUGGGAGGGCAACUUGUUUCUUUGCCAUGUAAUUUUCCCAUAUGCUGUUAAAGCAGAGCAGAUGUCACUGAGUAUUGGCAGGGGCAGACCUGGUGGCCUUGGGGACAGGCUUUGGGAUACAUGGCCCUGUGAAAAGUCACAUAAUUAAGUGCCGGAGCAAAGGGAAAGACCAGGGAAGCUGCAGUGGAUGUGCAGAGAAAGAAAACGGGGUCACAGUUUCUCCGCAAUCAGACACCUAAAGGCUCGAUUAAAUUAGUCCAGACUUCAGUGGGAGAGAAUCGCCGGCGCCAUCAGAAAAAAAAAUAGGACAGUUCUGAGCGAGACACUUUUGCACUGUCGAGAUUUGUUUGCAGUUCAAAGAGUGUGUUUUGAAAGUGACAUCAUUGGUGGAUUGGCUGGAAUACCCCAGUGGGGUUUGUGACUGCCUCGACAGCACUGAAGACAAAUCCAGCCUAGGAAAUGGAUGUGCCAAAUUACACAGUGCCACCCGCUGGGAGAGAGCUGCAGGUGUGUGUGUGUGUGUGUGUGUGUGUGUGUGUGUGUGUGUGUGUGUGUGUGUGUGUGUGUGUGUGUGUGUGUGUGUGUGUGUGUGUGUGUGUGUGUGUGUGUGUUUGAUUUGAUUUUUGCCGCGGUGAACAUGUUCUUACCCACGUCUCCUCUCGCCCUCGUUUCUCCCGUCCUGCGUCUCGUUUGUCUUUACUCCUCUUCCUCCUCUUCUUUUUAUCCUCCCUCACACAAAAAUGCAAUCGAAGCGGCUCUACCUCUGUCUGACGCAGACAUGACUUGCAUUUCCUCCUUAUCCCACACGCCAUGUGCCAUAAUCUGUAAUAUUCACUCAUUUCCUUGAGUUAGGCUGCCGUCUACAAAGCUAAUGAACUUCACUAAUUGGGAAGCGGAGUGGAACCACUUGCUGAGCCAAAACUCUACUUUGUAUUCAAAUAGCCUGUUUUUCUCCAAAGGGAAAUCAUUGUACAUUUUGUCAAAACAUCGAUAAUCUAUUAUUUCCAUGUGAACAACAUGCUCUUACAAUUUUCUUUUGUAUCCAUGGAGCAUUAGACAAAUCAUUGGCAUAUUUUUCAGGUUUUCCAAUGAGGAGCAUCAAGCAAUGGAGCUUUUGUUGGUGUCAUCAAACCCAGAUACUGUAACACAUCUUUCACUAGAAACUAGAAGGGAAAUAUAAAAAAAACGACGUAUGGUGUUUGAGCCCAAAAUACAUCAAAUCUCUGUUAUCUCAGUGUCAUUGUACAGAUUCCUGAAAAUGCCCUGUUACUUUACUGUUUAUGUCCAUAGAAUGUAUUUAUAAUCGCGCAAACUGGAGUAAUCAAAAUAAAAUAUCUAUUCUUUCUGUA